UUAUCAAUUCAUUGAUCUGCUAAGACUAAGAAAAUGUGUAUUUUUGAAUUUUGGAACUUUAUAAGACAAUAUUGAUAUAUACAGUAAGAAGAUACCUUAGUAGGUAUAGAAUACACCUGUUAUGUACGGUCAGUUUUGGAUACAGGGUUUAUCCCUCAGGAAAUAUGUGUAUAUCCCGAGGGACCGCGCAUCGGGAUAUACACAUAUUUCCCUUGUAUCCAAAACCUCCAAGUACACAACCUCUGUACCUAACAUUCAAUACACAACAUUAACAUCUGUGUAUCCAAUAUUCAAUUCACAACAUCUGUGUUUCAAACAUUUAAUAUGCAACAUCUGUGUAUCAUUCAUUCAAUACAUAACAUAUGACGGCGUCCAUGUGCACCCAACAUUCAAUAUACAACAUCUGCGUAUCUAACAUUCAAUACACAACAUCUGUGUAUCCACAAUUCAAUACACAACAUCUGUGUAUCCAUGAUUCAAUACAAAACAUCUGUGUAUCCACGAUUCAAUACAAAACAUCUGUGUAUCCAACAUUCAAUACACAACAUCUGUGUAUCCAACAUUCAAUACACAAGAUCUGUGUAUCCACAAUCCAAUACACAACAUCUGUGUAUCCAAAAUUCAAUACACAACAUCUGUGUAUCCAACAUUCAAUACACAAGAUCUGUAUUUCCACGAUUCAAUACACAACAUCUGUGUAUUACACAACAUCUUUGGACCUAACAUUAAAUACAGAAGAUCAUAAACAAGUCAACAUUAUUAAUUCCAUUCUGUUUAACAUUUCAAUGAUAUUCGGAUUCUCCAUGUUAGCGCAGUCAGAUGUCCCUUUGGUAGUUCGACUUUUUCAGGAAAGCAUCAAACUUGGCACAGUUGUAGAAACAUAUGAUCUGAAUGAAAAAUGAUUUCGGGGCAAGUGAUUCGGGGUGGUCUUCAUGGAUUGUAAGCCUCUGACCCCCACCCCUAU
This is a messenger RNA of Owenia fusiformis, 964 nucleotides long. Lineage: Eukaryota; Metazoa; Annelida; Polychaeta; Sabellida; Oweniidae. The record is from the annotation of a GenBank genome assembly.